Lotus japonicus is the source of this 2316-nucleotide messenger RNA. RefSeq names its product 3-oxoacyl-[acyl-carrier-protein] synthase II, chloroplastic-like. Gene Ontology annotation, biological process: fatty acid biosynthetic process. The record is from RefSeq and is a predicted model, not a curated record. The coding region runs from base 276 to 1862 and encodes 528 amino acids. Gene Ontology annotation, molecular function: 3-oxoacyl-[acyl-carrier-protein] synthase activity. NCBI's taxonomy places the organism in Eukaryota, Viridiplantae, Streptophyta, Magnoliopsida, Fabales, Fabaceae. Gene Ontology annotation, cellular component: chloroplast stroma. The transcript has 14 exons.
UUGUGCCUGUCAUUUCACUUGUGAGAAAGCACUUAGCCGGAACGACUCACACACUCACUCAGAUUGCAGAAAACACAGAGAUCGAUUCAUUCAACCUUCUUCUUCCUCUUCUUCCUCUUCACCUUCCUCCAUUUCAAUCUCUACAUGUGUCUCUGUUUCUCGCUUUCAUCUUUUCAUUCUUCUUCUUCAGCUUCUUCUAUAGCUUCUAGUCCUUGAAAACUAGCUUCACAAUCUCAACCUUCUUCUUCCCUUACUGUAUUGAUUUCAUUCCAUCCAUGUCGAUGGCCGGAACCUCAUCCCUCUGCACGUGGCUCGUCGCCGCUUGCAUGUCAGUCACGUGCGACGCUGACCGUCCCAGAACCUCGCACGCCAUGUUCCGCUCCUCCACCAGGUCCCGGAGAACCACCAGAGCCUUCAUUUCAUCGCUCUACGGAUCCACCACCAUUCAGGGUCUCAUCACUUCCCUUCAACCCUGCCACAAUGCCUUUGGAUCCACAACUUCUUCCACUUUUAAUCGCAGGCACAAGCGUCUCAAUCGACACCCUCAUUCUGGUAAAACGAUGGCCGUAGCUUUGGAACCUGCCCAAGAAAUCACAACUCUGAAAAAGCCUCCUACAAAACAAAGGCGAGUAGUUGUGACAGGCUUGGGCGUGGUUACACCACUUGGUCAUGAUCCAGAUGUCUUCUACAAUAAUUUACUCGAUGGUGUUAGUGGCAUAAGUGAGAUCGAGACUUUUGAUUGUGCAGAAUUUCCGACAAGGAUAGCUGGAGAAAUUAAGUCUUUCUCAGCGGAUGGCUGGGUAGCACCAAAACUUUCAAAGAGAAUGGAUAAAUUUAUGCUUUACAUGCUUAUAGCUGGUAAAAAGGCCUUGGCUGAUGGUGGGUUUACUGAAGAUAUAAUGAAUGAGUUAGAUAAACGCAAGUGUGGAGUUUUGAUUGGCUCAGCAAUGGGUGGCAUGAAGGUUUUCAAUGAUGCUGUGGAAGCUUUACGAAUAUCAUAUAAGAAGAUGAAUCCUUUUUGUGUACCUUUUGCCACAACAAAUAUGGGUUCUGCCAUGCUUGCAAUGGAUCUGGGAUGGAUGGGCCCUAAUUAUUCUAUCUCUACAGCUUGUGCUACAAGUAACUUUUGUAUACUGAAUGCAGCAAACCAUAUCAUUAGAGGUGAAGCCGAUGUGAUGCUUUGUGGUGGCUCAGAUGCUACUAUUAUACCAAUUGGUUUGGGAGGCUUUGUGGCAUGCAGGGCACUCUCACAGAGAAAUACCGAUCCUUCCAAAGCUUCCCGCCCUUGGGAUAUAAAUCGUGAUGGAUUUGUCAUGGGGGAAGGGGCUGGAGUUUUGCUUUUAGAAGAAUUGGAGCAUGCUAAGAAAAGAGGUGCAGUCAUAUACGCCGAAUUCCUUGGUGGGAGUUUUACCUCUGAUGCAUAUCAUGUAACUGAACCACGUCCUGAUGGGGCUGGUGUAAUACUUUGCAUUGAGAAGGCAUUAGCUCAGUCUGGAGUAUCAAGAGAGGAUGUGAAUUACAUAAAUGCACACGCCACAUCCACACCAGCUGGAGAUCUUAAAGAGUACCAGGCUCUUAUUCACUGUUUUGGUAAAAACCCCGAGCUAAAAGUGAAUUCCACGAAAUCUAUGAUUGGUCAUCUACUAGGAGCAGCUGGUGGUGUAGAAGCUGUAGCAACAAUUCAGGCAAUCAGAAGUGGGUGGGUUCAUCCGAAUAUCAACCUAGAAAACCCAGAUAAAGGAGUGGAUGCUGCAGUGCUUGUUGGCCCAAAGAAAGAGAGGCUGGAUAUCAAGGCAGCCUUAUCUAAUUCAUUUGGUUUUGGGGGUCACAAUUCCUCAAUCAUAUUUGCCCCAUAUAAGUGAAACAACAUAUUUCACAUAGUACUACUUUCCUAUAAUUAUAAACAAGUUGCUGAGUACCCAAGGCAAUGUUAUUGCACCCUAACUCUACUGUUUGGUUGGGUGGAAAUAUAUGCCGUGGGCAAACAAACAAACACUAUUGGGAUGGCCAUGUGUUGUACCUACAGAAUCAGAAUGCUCAAGAGAAUAUCUAGUGGUAGCAAUGGGGCCAAUCUAUCUAUAUCUUUAUAGCAUGCAUGAAUGGCUAGAGUAGGAGUAAGCAUGACCCUAUUUGAUGUAACCUUUUAACAACCUCUUUCAUGGGGUCAUAUUACUGUGUGUUGGUUUAUUCCCAUUUGUAUAAAUAGACCCUCGUGGCUAGGCAAUAGUAGUGCAAUAAACGGGUUUCGGUGCUUCUUAACUGAAAUUUCUUGAGGUUGGUUGGUUGGUUUCAAUUGAAUGAGGAUUUUUGACUUUA